UUCUAGCUGCCCGUGGGAUUAUGUCGAAAUUCUUGACGGUAACUCACUGCAGAGUCCUAGUCUUGUCAAGGCGUGCGGCCAGUUGGCAUGGUGGAGAUUGUACAGUAGUGGGAGGUUCCUCAUGGUGCUGUUCAAUUCGGACGUUAUCAUCGGGAUGCCUGGAUUUUCUGCUUAUUACCGAGCUUCAUAUUACAGAUACAACAUUUCAUUACCAAGCCAACAAGUGUCAAUAACAAGCCCAGUGCAGUGUUUUCCUACGCAGACACAAACUGCCACUCCUGUCACGUCAAAUGUGCACGGAAUCCAACCGACACGUGCUUCUGCAAUGAGAACGACCUUCUAUGCUGCUUCAAGUGUAAACGUCCAGCCAGAUCCUUCCCAGUUCCAGUUUCAUUUACCGGCACAAUGCGAACAACGUUGUCACAACACGUUAGGAAGUUACACCUGCUCUUGCGUUAGUGGAUACCAACUGGCCGCAAACGGGAAAUCGUGCUUAGACGUUGAUGAAUGUUCGAUCAAUAAUGGUGGCUGCAGCCAUCAUUGUUACAAUAUCCCUGGAUCAUUUUAUUGCGGCUGUCCGGAAGGAACCAGUAUGGGUGCUAACAACUUGACUUGUGUUGAACCUGGUGUGUCUGUUAACUGCAGUGACAUUAUAACGGUUGCCUUAGAAAAGAAGACGUUUCCAUUUUUUGACGUUGCCCGACUACACUUGAGGUACUCCUCGUGUAAAGCCACACAGAAUGACACCCAUCUGCUGAUCAGCACUCCUUUGAACGGUUGCGGAACACUGUUGAACGAGACUGAAGAUGACCUUAUCUUCUGGAAUGAAAUCCGAACGGAGGUGAUCCUUAUCGACAAUGUCAUAACUAGAUCACAUGACGUCAAAAUUCCAUUUUAUUGUAGUUAUUCGAGAAGGAAAUGGGUCAACCUGGGUUUCAAGCCUCAGCAUCUACACUUUGGAACAGAAGCUGGGUAUGGAAACUUUACCUUUAAAAUUGACUUUUACAAGAGUUCGUCAUUUGCCACACCCUAUACUGAGCAGGACUACCCUCUGAGCGUGGCUGUCAAUCAGUACUUGUACGUGAGAUACAGUGUAGAAUCCAGUGCUGAUCUGGUGAUAAUGGCUGUGACAUGUAGGGCCACUAAAACUGGAAGCUUGUACUCCUGGCCACAAUACUCUAUUGUACUGAACGGAUGUCCGCAAGAUACCAGCAUGGAAUACAACUUUGAUCCUCAAAGGAAUUACCAGCAGUUUAAAAUCAGAGCGUUCAGAUUCUUUAACGACUACGAUCAGGUGUACAUUCACUGCGAAGUUUUGGCCUGUCAUAAAUACUCUUCAAACUCCAGAUGCACCCAAAGUUGUUUAGGCAGUAAGAAGAGAAAGCGGAGGGAUGUUACCCGUGACGAAACAGAACAUGAAGAGAGUACUACCAAAGUCACUCUUACACGAGGACCACUGAUAUUUCAACAGGACGAAGAACCAGCAGACACAGGUCAAAACAAGCAAACUGCGCUGAUUGGUGGCGUAGCAGGCGCUGGAGGAUUUGCUCUGGUUGCAGUUGCUGCAUUGGCUGUUUUAUUUGUCAAGUACCGCAUUGCACGACGGUUCAUGAACAGAAACAAGGUUGGAGACCAGUACGCAACCCAAGAUGAACAACUGAGCAGAAGAAAUGCCUACGUUCAGCCUGAAGAUAUGGUCGAACAAGAAGACUCCUUCUAAAUACAAGCUUUUUUCAGGGCUCACUUGCUCAAAGGACAGAUAACGCUAUCCGACGGACAAAUCACUAUCCAGUGGAGAAGUGUGUUUAAACCGUACUGCGCUAUCCACUGGAUAGGGAUUUAUCCAGUAAGAAAGCGUUAUCCACCCUUUGAACAACCGAAGCCUGCAUUGUUUACUUAUUUCCUUAUCAAACAGCAAAUACAAAUGAAGUUCAAGAAAUUUCUUUCGGCAGUUACGAGGUUUGAGUGCUUUCAUUGCAACCUCUGAUAAAAAUAAACCUUCUCAUCUAACUCCUGAGCAAUUUAGCCUCAGGCUUACGUAACUUUUUUGUUAACUUACACCUUUAAAGCGUGCAGUCUCUUACAGACUGCAGGCCUUACUUUGAAUAGAUCGCUUUCAAUUAUACACAGAGAGAAUGUUUUAAAGAAUAUGUAAGCCAAAACUGUAUAGAUCUUUGAGCUGUACCUUAAUUUAAGAACCUUUCACUGUUGAAAGGUAACUUUUAGAAAGAAAACAAAAUUGAAUAGGGAAAGUUGUUUUUCACAAA
Molecule: messenger RNA, 2267 nt
Organism: Pocillopora damicornis (cauliflower coral)
Lineage: Eukaryota; Metazoa; Cnidaria; Anthozoa; Scleractinia; Pocilloporidae
Molecular function (GO): calcium ion binding
Source: RefSeq, a predicted model, not a curated record